AUGGCUGCUGUUGAAUCGAUCAUUAAAAAGUAUUCGGAGGAACGUGACAAACGUUUCAGUGCGAUCUCGUCCGGACAAGGAGCCAGUGUCAAGUUCAGAAAUAGCUCUCUCCUCGAUAAACUUGAUCAUGAUCCGUGGGUUGAUUACGACAACCUUGCCAAACAGCAACCACCGUUGAAAGACGGCUCCGAUAUCCGAUUUCUGAUCCUCGGCGCUGGCCACGCCGGGAUCCUCUUCGCAUAUCAUCUGAUAAAAGCCGGGUUCCAGCCAUCAGAAAUUGUCAUCGUGGAUGAAGCCGGCGGGUUCGGAGGUACAUGGUACUGGAACCGCUACCCAGGCCUGACCUGUGACGUCGAAGGUUACUGUUACCUGCCGCUUCUCGAAGAAACGGGUUUCGUACCUGAGCAUCGCUACUCAAAGGGCGACGAGAUUAGACGAAAUGUCGAAUUCAUUGCCGAGAAAUUCGGCAUCCAGGGAAUGUUUUGCACCAAAGCGAAAGGUGCGGACUGGGACGACACGCAAAAGCGAUGGCUUGUCAAACUUGACCGUGACUUGGGACCGAAUCACCAGGACUUGAGUGGCACCCUCGUCGUCGGCGCCCAGUUUCUCAUACCUGCGGGCGGCAUCUUCUACUCCCCGAGUGCCCCCGCCGUUCCCGGGCUCGAGACGUUUAUGAAGAACCGAGAAAUCUUUCAUACGGCGCGCUGGAACUACGCAUACACCGGCGGCACUCCUACUCAACCAGACAUGGUGAACUUGCGAGACAAGACCGUAGGCAUCAUUGGUACAGGGGCCACGGCGGUUCAGGCUGUCCCUGAACUAGCCAAAUGGGCCAAGCAUCUAUAUGUAUUCCAGCGCACUCCAUCCUACUGCGGCCCUCGAGAACAGGUAAAGACAACUCCCGAGAGUUGGGAAAAGGUCGCAGCGGGACCUGGCUGGCAGCACGAGCGGAUGAGAAAUCUUAACAUGUUCCUUAACGAUCACCCUGAAAUUACACCAGAGCAAGAUCUCCUCAGGGACGGUUGGAGUCGAUCGCGGCAGUUCUCUGGAAUAAUUGGUAGUCCUCGGGCAAAAGAAGUCACCGUUGACAACAUCCCGGACCAUAUCCACCGCCUGCUGGAGCUAGACGCAGACAUAGCAUCGGGUCUUCGAAAACAUGUCGAGCUGGAGGUAAACAACCCAGAAGUGGCUGAGAAGUUGAAGGCUUGGUAUCCCGGGUGGUGCAAACGGCCAACAUUCCACCAAGACUACCUGAAAUCCUUCAACCUGCCCAACGUCACACUUGUUGAUACCGACGGCCAGGGCAUUGCGGCUUAUACUGAGCGCGGUGUUGUGGUGGGAAAGGGGGAACUGGCCAAAGAGUACGGGGUGGACGUUUUGGUGCUAGCUACCGGAUUCGCAACUCCAACGGGUGUUGACGGCGAUCCGUCACAAGUGCUGGGCAUCCCCAUCCGAGGCCGCGGUGGCCGUAGCUUGACCGACAAGUGGAUGGGCAAUGAAUUUGCAACUUUCUUCGGCGUCGCCACACACGAAUUUCCCAACCUGCUCUUUUACGCGUCGAAAGGCGCCACUGGGUCGGCCAACACGACUUAUCCACUGACCAUAUCUGCGAGAAUGGCAGCCCACAUUGCAAAGGAAGCAGUCAAGAGAUCCUCAGACGAUAAAAGGGUAGAGGUUGAAGUCACCGUGGAAGCGGAGAAACGUUACACGGCAGAUCUCCAAAAGCACAUGCCCUGGUUCGCCGCGGUAGCAACCUGCACCCCCACCUAUUUCACGGAUUACCAAGAUCCUACCAAACGCCAGACUGCGAAGCCACCUGCUGUAGGGUGGACUACGGGAACAGUGGAGUUUGAGGAGGCUGUGGACAAGUGGGCUGAGAGCAGCCUAGAGGGGUUUGUUGUUAAGGGCUGA
Messenger RNA from Colletotrichum truncatum, 1911 nucleotides. Its product is annotated as cyclohexanone -monooxygenase. The record is from RefSeq and is a predicted model, not a curated record. NCBI's taxonomy places the organism in Eukaryota, Fungi, Ascomycota, Sordariomycetes, Glomerellales, Glomerellaceae.